AUGGGGGACCCGGAGUCAGAGCCUGAGCAGAUCCGUUUGAAGUGUAUCCGUAAGGACGGCUACUUCACGGUGCCUCCAGAACACAGGUUGGGACGGUGCCGGAGUGUGAAGGAGUUUGAGAAGCUGAACCGCAUCGGGGAAGGCACCUAUGGCAUUGUCUAUAGGGCCCGGGACACCCAGACGGAUGAGAUUGUUGCCCUGAAGAAAGUGCGGAUGGACAAAGAGAAGGACGGGGUCCCCAUCAGCAGCCUUCGGGAGAUCACACUGCUUCUUCGCCUUCGCCAUCCGAAUAUCGUGGAGCUGAAGGAGGUGGUUGUUGGGAACCACCUGGAGAGCAUCUUUCUGGUGAUGGGUUAUUGUGAGCAAGACCUGGCCAGCCUUCUGGAGAACAUGCCGACACCGUUCUCGGAGGCCCAGGUCAAGUGCAUUGUCCUUCAAGUGCUCCGAGGACUUCAGUACCUGCACCAGAACUUCAUCAUCCACAGGUAG
Messenger RNA from Puma concolor (puma), 489 nucleotides. The record is from RefSeq and is a predicted model, not a curated record. Lineage: Eukaryota; Metazoa; Chordata; Mammalia; Carnivora; Felidae.